This is a messenger RNA of Melospiza melodia melodia, 4231 nucleotides long. RefSeq names its product chromosome 11 C1orf226 homolog (gene C11H1orf226). NCBI's taxonomy places the organism in Eukaryota, Metazoa, Chordata, Aves, Passeriformes, Passerellidae. The transcript has 2 exons. The coding region runs from base 1679 to 2611 and encodes 310 amino acids. The record is from RefSeq and is a predicted model, not a curated record.
CUUGUGCUAGCCACAGGAUGCCCACGAGAGCAAGAUGCCCAGAAUGUUGCUGGGAGUAGAGGUGUUUCAGUCUUGCCCUUCAGCGGCUGCACAGCACAGGGCUUGUCUCAGGGUUUGUCUCAGGGCUGAUCCAACAGCUGGAGGGUGCCAGGGACUUCCUGGCAUCUGCAGAGCUCCCCACAGAGAUGCAGAGAUGCUAAUCGGCACUUCCAGGGGCUCGGGAAAUUCUUGGCAGCUGAAAAAGGAAAAAUAGGGAAGAGCCUCUCUUAAAGGAUGGCAGAAGUGUUGUGUAGGCAAAAGCAGCUCGCCGGCAGGAGCUGACUGCUCCUGAACAAUUCAUUGUGCUGCUGGCAGGAGUGAUGGAGCAGUGCCCUCCCGUGGCUGCUGGGGCUGCACGGACACCGCGGGGGCUGCAGCCUCCUGUGCCUUGAGCUCCUGCUCCCCCAGCACCUCGGGCCUGCAGCAGAACCCCUGGAAGGUGUAGCCCUCCUGGGAGCUGUGCUGGGUCUGAGUGUUGAGCAGCCAUGGUGUGGGGAAGGUGGGGCAGCACAGCGUGCACUGGUGGCCACGCUGGAGCAAGCUGGCCCUUAGAAGCAGUGAGUUUGUCCUGGACCAUGAUGCUGGCUCUGCUGCUGGCCAGCCUGUCCCUCUCAGGGGCUGGAAGUCAUCUGAGGAGCCAGAAGAGAGCUCUUCAAGAAGUUGUCAGGCUGCUCACACUGCCGAGAGCUGGUGUCCAGGCUGCAGGAGAAGCUGCCCACGCACUGCUGGGUGGCUCUCUUGGUGCAGAUGGAGAGCUGUAGGGUGAACCCCAGGGCUGGCAGAUGCUGCAGGUGCAGGCAGGCAGCUCGCUGUUCAGCAGGACUGUGGGGCCACAGAAUGCAGAGGAAAGGGCCUGCAGUGAGUUGGGGGUCCCUGUAAGAGUCCAGCCCACCACGAGGCUGGAGCAGUGCUGGGAACCCUUCCUCUCUGGCUGUGCCAUGGGAUGGGGAGGUGGUUGUCUCUGUCUCAUAUGUGCCCCCGGAUGCAGAGGUAGAGCUGGGCAGAGGAUGCUGAUGGGCAGCGAGGCCCCAGAACAACACCAGGCUCACCCAGGAACUUCCUGGGGCCAUCACACAGACCCACUCUGACAUGGAGGCAGCCAUGGGGGUUUGAGCUGGCACUCCUGGGGGCAGCCCCCACAGCUUCAGGGACUCUUGCUGGGAAGACAUGGUGGAGGAAUCCAGUGUAGCUCAGAGGUGGGGUUUGAUUGCAGAGCCCUUUCCUCUGCAAGCACCUGCUGCUGCCCACCACAGAGACCCAGCCUGGGCUGAGCUGAGGGAGCCACGGUGGGGUGGGCAGUGCAGAGCCCACGCCAUGGGUGUCCCAAGAGAAGGUGCUGUGACUUCACCAGGGUGUGGCUGGCAAGGGACUCACCCCCGUGUGAGUCCCAUCUCUUCAGGUAGCAUGACAUACCUGAGCAGGGGGUUGGGUUGGCAGCACGCCUCAGCUGGCAGUGUGCAAGGGACAGGCCUCGGCCCUUGCCAUUCCCCUGGUAAAUGCUUUCUCGCUCUCUCUUUUUCCACAACCUGCUUCCCAAGUCGCUUGGUGUCAGGUAAGAGAAGCUCUCUGUGUUGGCAGUGCCAGCGUGGGGCCCUGGGCUCACUCCCACCCUCUCUUGCCCCACACUGGUCCCCUGUGCAUGCACCGCCCCGUGCAGCCCUGGCAUCGCCUGGCUGCCCACAGCCUCUGCAGGGCUGUAGCCACAUCCUCCCCGUCCCCAAAGCUGCGUUCCCACAGCGCUGCUGGGCCGGCCCUGCUGGGAUCCCCCUGCAGCCUGACUCACACCCUCUCUGUUCCCUUGCCCCCUCCAGUGGACCAGAGCAUGUUUGAGAACGCCAGCGCCGGCACGGCACCCGCGCCGCGGGCACAGCACGUCCCUGCCGCGGCGGGCGCCGCGCCCCAGCCCUGCCGGCCCGCCGGCAGCCAGCACCUGCGCAACCUGGGCAAGGCCGUGGGCGCCAAGGUGAACGACCUGCUGCGGCGCCGGGAGCCGGCCGGCCUGCCCGCCGUGGGAGCCACGGAGGUGAACGCCAGCGCGGGCGCCGUGCUGGCCACGGGACAGCCGCCCGCCGAGCACGGGGCUGUGGCACUGGAGGCCUUUCCCCGGCUGGAGCCCCCGCCGCCCAUCACCAAGAAGCGGACGCCGCGCGCCCUGAAGACCCCCCAGGACAUGCUCAUUGCUCCGCAGCCGGAGGGCACCGGCGCCAGGGGUGGCACCGAGGAGCCUCCUGAACCGCCCCCGGCUCACCCUGAGCCCACAGAGGAGCAGCCGGGGAUGGGGGACCCGUCUCCUCCAGCAUGCCCUGGUGACCUCGGUGUGACAGGUGCCCUAGAGCCCAGCGGGGACCAGCCUACCAGUGCCCUACCCGUGCCCGACCUCAUCCAUAAGGGCAGCCAGGAGAGCCAGUGGCAAGUGGGUGAGAGGGCCACUGAGAUGUCAGCCAGCACAGAGAAACCCUCACGGAGACAGGGGCUGGAACAUGAGCCAGCAGCGAGCACAGGGCGGCCAGAACCACGUGCCUCUGGCUGGGAGGUGGAGGGGGCCCAUCCUGACCUACUGUCCUUUGAGUAGCAGUGGGUAGCUGUGACAGGGGUGCCAUGGGGGCUGGCUCUCCCAGACUUGUCUCUCACUGCCACUUGCCUUUUUUGGGGUGAUUAUUUUGGAAAGGAGGAAGUUCUGGAGUGGAACGAGCCAUUUGCUGCCCAGUGUGGGCUCUGGGGAGCCAUGAAAACCUGCUUCUCCCCAGAUUCCCAGGAGGGGCACAGCCUGUCCUGCCAUGGUUUCUGCAGCCCCAUUCUGGCCCCCUAUUCACCCUAGUCAUGCCAAGCUCCUGUCCUGCCACAGUGCCACUGCCACCCUGUCUGCAGCCAGGAGCCUUGCUGAACUGGGAACCAAGGGGGUGCGUGGGGGUAGAAGUGCCAGCCUGCCCCAAACCCCAUUGGCUCUGCUGGAGCGAGCAUCCUGUGAGCAUCCCACAUGCACCACACACUUCCCCGUGUCUGCACUGGCUGCCUUGGUCCAGAGGAUUUCCCAGCUCACACCAUGUGCUUGCUGAGAUGCCCCGUCCUGGGUACCAGUGGGCUCACCCAGCCCUGGUGCCAGGAGCCAGGACAGCAGAUGUGUCCAGGGCCUUCUCCAGGUGCUGACCUCAUGGUGUUACUCUGCUGAGUGCCAUCUCCUUGCACUGGAGCCCCAGAUGCACUGGGCUCUGGCAGGAUGCACAAUUGCUGGCCAGUGGGCUCUGGCAGGGAGCUGAGCUCUCUGUGAGACUCCCUUCCAGCUCCUGCUUGUUUCCCGGUCUCAUCCCAGCCACCAUGGACAGAGCUGUCCAGGCAGGCAGCCCUCUCCAUAAAGGGGAGUCACUGCUCCCCUUUAUUUCCUGGGACGGUGGUCUCUGCAAGACUGGGACACACAAAGCCACGUGGUCCUCUGAAACUACUGUAUGAGUGUUUUGCCAUGGAUUACAGGAGGAGUUAGCCAGCCUGGGGACAUCUCUGUCGACGCAAGGCAGCAGCUGUGAGAUGGAACUUUUUGCUGAGAGCUUUUAUGUACAUCCUCACCACAAAGGUGGUUUUCAGAGGAAAAGCUCCAAAGCCCCAGGCUGGGUUGGAGGAACCCAGGGGUGAGGCUGCUCACAGCUCCUUCUGGGCCAUACAGGAUGGUUGGGCUGAAGAAAUGUCUUCCACCACCCAAAGCCAUGCUAUCCCGCUGGAGGAAGGAAGCUGUGAGCAGGGAUCCCCUCGCCCUGGGAGCAGCCCCCCAUGUCCUUGCUGUUGGUGUGGGGAUGCCACAGUGGCACUGGGGCCCUGCAGCUCUGUGCUCUGGGAACGCCCUGCUCAAGAGUGAAGGGACGCAGAGUUGCACAGAGCCCAUGUUCAGUGCUGAGGUGUCACACACCCUGACAAUGUGAUCACGCUGUGCAUGGCCACCUGCACCCUCAGCUCCAGGGGUGUGUGUGUGCUGCCAGGUCUGCACUGCGGUGUAGGUGUUGAUGGAAACCCGGACUUGCAGGCCCUGUCUGAAGAACCACUAUCUUCAAUCGCUGUGAUCCCAAGGGAACCUUCCCCUUGAGGGUUGUCACUCACAGCCGGUUAGAGUCCAGUCCCUCUAUUUAUGUUGUCAGGGUGCGUGUGUAUGGUUUGAGACAAGAGAUGCAGAUUGCACAAUAAAUUUUUUUGGCUUUUGUACCUA